CACAACAAAAACCAAGAGGAGCUGACGCGCAGACGCCGAGCUAUGAUUUAAUGGACUAAUAUUAGUGUCCCCUCUUUCAGAAAUUAUAGGAAAAAGCUUCUGCUCAACAAGUAUGGUAGCUAGUUAAGGACUGGCACUUUGCAUUGAGUUUGGAGUGACUUUUCUUUUUUCAUUAUUCUGGUUCACCUUGCAGCCAUAUUUUGGAUCAGGACGCACUGAAUUAUCCCGCUGUGGUCAGGUAAAAAAGAGGCUUUAUUCAAAGUCAGUGUGGAUUUAAAUGAUCAUAUUUCACCUGAUUUAUUCCUGGAAUUGAAAUCAGCCCUCUUAGGUUAUAAAAAAAACAAUUCUGUUUGUUUAUUUCAGAUUUGAAAUCAGCCUGACGUUUAAACAUAAUUGUUUGGCUUACUAAAACGCAGAAAGGAGUUUUAUAAACUAAUGUUUUUUUUUCUAGAAGUAAACAGAAACUUAAACACGCUACAGAUAUUUUUGCGGAAUACACAGAUGUAAAGAAGGCUCGUGCAAAGUGCAGAACUGUGCUGCAGCUGCGUGAAGAAAGGAUUUGGAUGAACUCAGAAUCAGAGAAAAAUAAUCAGAUCUUCAGCUGUUAAACGUCUGCUUUAUUCAAAAAUCAACACAAAACAUACAGAACCUCAAUAUCCAAUAAGUUCAAGAAUGUAACAACCUCUUUCUUUAAUUGAUUCAUUUCGAAUGCACUGAUUUAUGUUACAUUUGAUUAUUUUUAUAAUUUGUUUACCACAAUAAAUACAUUUUCUAAUUCGGUAGCCUAAACAGAUGUGUCUUUAUUACUUAAUAAAUAUACACAAACAAAUCGAAUAACCACAGUUUGGCGAAUUGGCGUGAGACCUCUUGCUGCUGACCUGGAAACAAGAGGCUGACUUUUUAAGAGCUAAAACGUCCCGUCCCCCCCCACAAUUUGUCUUCAAUAAAACAACGACAAAAACCUGUUCCUAACCUGACACAAUGUUGUUCAUCAGACUACUGGCUAUAUUCCUUGUUUUCAUCACAAACACGUGGCUGCUCAGCCCGGUUCGCUCCGAUGCAAUGAGCCGGAACAAGCGCAGCAUGGCCCGGCGGGCAGACAGUGAGCUCUCCAGGCUAGCAGGUGAACCCUGCACCUCGUCCGGCGUCUGGAGGUCCCUGCGGCAACCCCGCUCCCUCUCCCCGUCCCAAUACCGCCCUCCAGCGGUCCGUCCGAGGACACACACGAGCCGGAGAGAGCCGUACAGUGUUAAGAGCGCUCCUUCGGUUUGUGAGGGAGGGUGCAGCAGGUUUGACACCGGGGUCCACCGGGUCGCUGCCGCGGGGGAGGAUGUGGCGGAGAGCGCUGGGGACGGAUAUGAUACGGUUACCGGACGGCACUUUGAGAACAGCCACACAAACGACAAGCGAAAGAUAAAUUAUGUCAGUGAAAGCACCACGCAGCAGCCCGGAAAGCCUCUCCUUAAAGACCCCGGGAAAACCGUGUCCUCCUCGGGCCACACGAAGCCCUCCCGCAGCACUCUCUCGAGGGUCACUCGCAGCCUCCUCGGCGCGUCUACGUACGAGGAAGACGGUAACUCCAGCUGGGAGAAAGUUUUCCCUGACAGCUCAACAGAUUCCAGGGGUCUCCUGGUACUCUCCAGGCUGCAGCAGGAAGAUGGAGACCAGCAGUCCUCCACCGGUAACAUUGAGGAUAGUACCGAGGACUACUCCGGGGAAGUGGUGGAGGAGGAACAGCCCGCGAACAUGCCUGUUGGGAGUUCCCUUCCCUGGGGGAGUCCCUUGCCAAGGGUGCCCCCUUCCUGGAUGACUGCCCUGUACUUCAGUGGACGCAGGGAGCAGCUGAAGGUGAAACCGGCUGCAGGGGUGGAGCUGCCGAGGGCCAAGUUCAGCCUGGAGCUUUGGGUGAAGCCUGAGGGAGGGCAGAGCAACCCUGCAGUCAUAGCAGGUGUAUUUGACAACUGUUCCUAUUCACUAAGUGAGAAGGGCUGGUCGGUAGGUGUCCGCACUGUGGAACCCGCCAGUUCCAAAGACGCACGGUUUUACUUCACGCUUCGCACAGACCGAGCUUUAAAAUCCACCACUGUCUUAAGCCACCAGCGUUACCGAGCCAACGCCUGGACUCACCUGAUGGCUACUUACAACGGCCACAACAUGACCCUGUAUGUUGAUGGAGCUAAGGUGGGAGAGAGCAGUCAUCAGUCGGGGAAUCUCUACAGUCCUUACAUGAAGACAUGCAGAACCCUAUUCCUCGGCAGUAACCAAUCGGAUCAGGGAAACAGCUUCAGGGGCCACAUAGGGGGUGUGGUGCUGUGGGGCUAUGACCGCUCCCAUGAGGACCUGCUAAAGCGGCCACUUCAAACUGAUAAAAGCGAGCCAUUGGUGGCAAUGUGGGCUGACUUCACUAAUGUGGAACAGCUAUGGACUCCUAACAAAGUUGGCCUCCAUCCAACAAUCAUCACCACUCCUGUCCCUGAACAAGAACUAGUAUCCCCAUUCCUGCCGCCACCCUGUGGCCUGACACCCUGCGACAACACCGACAUCAUCUCCGGCUACAACAACAACUGGCAGCUCCGUGCUAACAAGCAAGUUCGCUACCAGAUCGUCAACCUCUGCAAUGACUCUGGCGGAAAUCCCACCGUGUCUGAAGCCCAGAUCCAGCUCCAGCACCUGGCUCUAACUGAGGCAUUCCGCCCUUACAACAUCACCCUGGAUCUGAGCGUGCACACUGUCAGAAACUCCAGCUUCAGAGAGCGGUUUAUCCUCAGCAACUGUCGGAUUGGGAAGAUUGGGAACCGCAAAUGUGACCCUGAGUGCGACCACCCGAGGACAGGCCAUGACGGAGGGGACUGCCUUAGAUUGGGACUCUGCUACAACUGGAAGAGACAGGAUGGAGUUUGUAACAUGGAGUGCAACAGUAUACACUAUGACUACGAUGAUGGAGACUGCUGUGACCCGGGGGUCACUGACGUCCUCAAGACCUGCUUCGAUCCCGAGUCCCCUGACAGGGCCUAUAUGAGUGUAAAAGAGCUAAAGGAGGCCCUACACCUGAGCGGCACUGACAACCUCAAUGUAUUCUUUGCCAGCAACUCAGUGCGUGAAGAGCUGGCAGGAGCUGCAACCUGGCCAUGGGCAAAAGAGUCUCUAACCCACCAAGGUGGGAUGGUUCUGAGCCCGUCCUACUUUGGUACCAUGGGCCACCAGAACACCAUGAUUCAUGAGAUGGGCCACAUACUUGGACUUUACCAUGUUUUCAAGGGGGUGAGCGAGCGGGACUCUUGUGAUGACCCAUGUCAGGAGACCACCCCAUCCAUGGAGACAGGAGAUCUGUGUGCUGACACUGCACCAACACCCAAAUCAAAAGCCUGCCAUGAUCCCGGAACCGUCAAUGAUUCCUGCGGAGUCACCAUGUACCACAACACACCUUAUAGCAACUACAUGAGUUACACAGAUGACAACUGCACCAACCAUUUCACCCCCAACCAAGUGGCCCGAAUGCACUGUUAUCUGGAUUUGGUCUACCAGAAGUGGCUAAUGGACCAGCAGCCGUCUCCCAUCCCUCUGGCCCCCAUAGUGACGGACCAGAGUCCAGAUUCUGUCUCCAUCUAUUGGCUGCCACCUUUGAGGGGAAUGCUUUACCAGAGCUCCUCAUUCCAUGUGUCUGGAAUCAACUGCGGAGACUGUGAGAAAGACGGCGUUUUGCACCAAUAUGCCUCGGAGGCUACAUCACCUCGCAUCUGUGACACGUCAGGCUACUGGACCCCCGAGGAAGCAGUCGGCCCGCCCGAUGUGGAGCAGCCCUGUGACCCCAGCCUCCAGGCCUGGAGUCCUGAGCUCAGCCUUUAUGACACAAAUGUGACCUCGCCGUGUCCCGACACUGAGGGCUGCACCCUCACACUACGGUUCCUCCACCUAAUCGUCCCACACGCACUCACCCUUUGGGUCACCUACAUUUCAUCAAAUAACCCAGCUAUAGCCAACAUAGAGCUGAUAACAGACACGGGGAAAAGCAUCAAUCUCGGACCGCAGCACGUCUUUUGCGACAUGCCCCUCACGUUGCGCCUCGACACCAACAAUGCUGCCGUUGCCACUAUAAAACUCUGCACCUUCGACGAGAAGAUGGAGAUCGACGCCGCCAUGUUGUCUUCAGGCCCCGGCAGCCCUCUGUGCGCCGGCUGCCAACCCCUGGUUUACAGGAUUCAGCGGCAGCCGCCCUUCGCCAGCAAGUCCCCCCCGCCUCAGACACAGCAGACGUUCACCGACAGCUCUGUAAGGCAGGGAGUCAGGUACCACUACACAAUCCAAGUGGAAGCAGAAGUACUCCUCAGCGACCCGUCCCCAUCUCUCCUCUACACCCACGGGCAAUCCUACUGUGGAGACGGCCUCAUCCAGGGGACAGAAGAUUGUGACGACACUAAUCUUCUGGAUGGGGACGGUUGCUCUAAGAAAUGCCACAAGGAGAUUGGCUUCAACUGUCAUGGUGAGCCAAGUCAGUGUUAUGUUUUUGACGGUGACGGUGUGUGCGAGGAGUUUGAGAGGGGCUCCAGCGUUCAGGACUGUGGUUACUUCACACCUUUGGGCUACACCGACCAAUGGGCAUCCACCGCCACUGCUUCUCACCAGGACCCCGACCACUGUUCAGCCAAUGCUGCCACCGGAGAGCCAUCGCUUACCAAGCUUUGCAGGUACCAACACCUGGAGGUGAGUGAGAGAAUGCCCACGGACGCCUGGUUCCCCUGUGUAGCUCAGUCCGACACAAACAAUGACCUGGAACAUCCAUUUUGGCUAAAGGUGGGAUUUCUCCACCCUGGAGUGGCAGCCUCUGUGAUGGUGUACCUGGCUUCAGAUGGGUCAUGGUCUGGGGAGCAAUGCCGGAGGACAGCCACCAUCCUCCUGUCUGAUACUACUGGCAAAAACCACUCACUAGGCACGCAUGACCUCUCAUGCCAUCGGAACCCGUUGGUGGUGAAUGUGACCCAUGACCUUUCUCGACCCUUCUUCAUCACAGCGUCUGUUAUCCUCCUCUUCUCCUCCCCCUUUGUGGCAGUGGGAGGCGUGGCCCUGAGGACCUCCUGCCACUUUAGCACCUUCGCCCUGACCGGCUGUUUGCGGCAACCGUGUCAGUUGGACAGCUGCAGGCCUCCCCAUUUAGAGCACGCCACUGUCAGGUGUACAGGAGGAGGGGAGUCCUCUCACUGCUCAGUUCAAUGUCGUCAUGGUUUCAGCAUCAGUGUCCAAAACAGCAGGGGAACCGUAUCCCACCAGAGAGAUGCUCAUCUGGAGUGUUUCCAUGGUUCCUGGGAUCGUGUGGUCAGCUGUCAGCCUGUAGACUGCGCCCUGCCCGAUCAGUCUCAUGUCUACCACGCUAUAUUCAGCUGCCCCUGGGGAACCACCUUUGGAAAACAAUGCUCCUUCACCUGUGGAUCACCAGCUAUACUGCAAGGUGACAGUGACCGGUUGGUGUGCUUGGAGGACGGUCUCUGGUCUUUCCCAGAGGCCUACUGCAAGAUCGAGUGUGCAGAGGUUCCAGACAUACCCAAUGCCAAACUGCUUACUGCAGACUGCCUGGCCUCAGGGCACGAUGUUGGCUCUGUGUGCCGUUACAAAUGCAACACAGGCUUCUAUGUAAUGGGGAGCAUCAAAAAGAAGACACCGCGGAAGUUUUUAAAGAUGGAGUGCCUGGAGGGGGGGCAGUGGAAGACAAGUACCUGUGAGCCCAUAUCCUGUGCAGCCCUGCCCGAUGUGUUCCAGGGCAUGUACAGCUGCACCAAUGGCCUGUACUAUGACUCCCUCUGCACCCUGAGGUGCCCGGAUACCACAGAGAAUAGGGAGAUCCGCUGCUCUAAGGGUGGUGAAUGGACUGCAGAGUUCACCAUGUGCUCCACGCUACAGGGAUCGUGCUCUCCUCCUCCCAAUCUCAACUCGGUAGAGUACAGCUGUGAACAGGGGAUGGAUGUCGAUGCUGUUUGCUACCCAACAUGCAUUGUGGCUCUGGACAUGGAUCUGCGUGAUCCGGUGGUUCUACCCAAUGACAAUACAGUUGAGUCUUUAAAGCACUGGAUGCUACCAACCACAGUCCAGAGCAUAGUCUGCACAGGGAUGAUGAAGUGGUACCCUGACCCGCAACACAUCCAUUGCAUCCAGUCAUGUGAGGUAAGAGCCAAACAGCCAAGCAGCAACAAAGGAGUAUUUUCAAAUACUUUCCAUCGAGGAAAGAAGCUGUCUGAUUUGGAGAGGGUAACUUCUCUAAAGGUCUACAACUGGUUUGCCAAUCGGCGUAAAGACAUCAAGAGGCGCGCUAACAUUGAAGCAGCCAUCUUGGAGAGCCAUGGCAUCGAGGUCCAGAGUCCAGGCGGUCAGUCCAACAGCGACGAGGUGGACGGCAACGACUUCCCCGACCAGGGCUGCGAGGUGUCCUUAUUCGACAAAAGAGCUUCAGCCAGGCAGUUCGGAUUCAGUCGAACUGACCUGUCCUCUCCAACCCAGGUCCCCACGCUGCUCCCUAGCUGGUUCUCCGCUCUGAGCAGAGGAAGCUUGUCAGGACAGAGGGGUACGACUCUGAUUGGCCGCUCCUUAGUGUCAGCGGCUGGCCCUCAGGCGGAGGCGUCCAGAUUGACAGGCGUGUCCUGGUCCCCCCCCUCCCCCUCCCUGCAGGACGAGCCCACGCUGUCCGAGCCCCAGGACCCAAUCAGUUUGGAGAAGGCGUCUGUCAAUCACAGCAAUCAGGUGGAGGGGGCGGGCUGCAGCGGCGGGAUUGACAUCAAGACGGAAAUGCUGGAGGAUGACUGAAACGGUCAGCGGACAUUUUAAUUGGUCGAAUGGAGAAGGAUCAGAGAGCCUUCAGUUGCCUUGCUGUACGGUUUUCUUUUGAAAGGACAAGCUGACUGAUAUUUCAGAUCCGACCCCCGGGAUUGACUUGGUGGAAACCAUUCACCAUAUAAUGUAGAUGUUCCAGUCUUAAUGUUGUUUAAUCAGCUCAUGACUGUCAAUAUAACUUGAUUAAAAUGUAAAAAAAGAAAACCUAAAGUGGGGUUUCCAUUUCAUUUUGCAAUAAACAAUUCAAUAAGUGUACAGAAUGAAACUGUUAGACCUCAGCAGGACGUUUGUUGUGUCACUUUGAUUUGUAUCCUGGGUUCUUUUCUAUUUCAAGAUUUAGUGCCUUUUUAGGACGGUAGACUGUUCUGUAAUAGCGAUGUAGAAAAUCUACAUAUGCCUUUUGUUACUUUUUCAUCUGUUGGAUAAACCUUAUUUGUUAUUUUUAAGGUGUGUUUUUAUUGAUAUUCUAUUUACAAGGGAAUAAAAAGUGAUCUGAGUCAAA
Notothenia coriiceps (black rockcod) is the source of this 7318-nucleotide messenger RNA. It is a transcript of the gene pappa2, whose product is annotated as pappalysin 2. Gene Ontology annotation, biological process: proteolysis; cell surface receptor signaling pathway. Gene Ontology annotation, molecular function: protein binding; metalloendopeptidase activity. The coding region runs from base 982 to 6789 and encodes 1935 amino acids. The transcript is spliced from 30 exons. The record is from RefSeq and is a predicted model, not a curated record. NCBI's taxonomy places the organism in Eukaryota, Metazoa, Chordata, Actinopteri, Perciformes, Nototheniidae.